AUGCGGGGCCCUAAAACCAGGCAUGACCGUCGUCGAAGCGACAGGGGAAGCACCGACUCAUGCCCCUCCUUCGUCUGUGCCAUCAAGGGAUACCCGUUCUCCGUCAUAUCAUCGGACGCAUUCGCUACAGAGAAGCUCAAAACCAUGCACACCCCCAGAACAACCCUGGACCUAAUCCUUAGUCAUCCUGAGUUCAUGCCAGAUCUGAUGCUGUCCAUGAUACGACGGGCGCGGGAGAUCGCAGACGCAGGGGUUGAGUCUUACUAUUUCACGAACCAGUUUUCCAACCGCGAUGCGCUCGUCGGUUAUGAGGCGAUCGGACAGGAACUGGUACGGCAGUUUCUAGACCGGAUUGAUGCGUUCUGUGGCGCGGUGGGAAGUGCUGGUAUGAUCAUGGGGGUGUCUCGUGUUCUGAAGAAUAAACGGUCGGAUAGGACUAGCGUCGUGGUUCUGGAACUGGCGUCCUCACCGUUUAUUACGAAGGGCCAAUUAGGUCCGCAUGCUGUUGAUGGGAUAGGGACUGGUUUAAGCCGCAUCUUGACGGGGCCUUUUACUAUGAAGCACGUGGCAUAUCAGAGGCGAAGGAUGGAAGAUGUGUCGACGGCUCGUGAGGGAGGAGGGAUUGCAUUUUGGUACGUCUACCAAGCUUAA
Messenger RNA from Aspergillus tanneri, 651 nucleotides. RefSeq lists its product as uncharacterized. Lineage: Eukaryota; Fungi; Ascomycota; Eurotiomycetes; Eurotiales; Aspergillaceae. Gene Ontology annotation, biological process: L-cysteine biosynthetic process. The coding region runs from base 1 to 651 and encodes 216 amino acids. The record is from RefSeq and is a predicted model, not a curated record. Gene Ontology annotation, cellular component: cytoplasm. The transcript has a single exon.